Molecule: messenger RNA, 195 nt
Organism: Thelazia callipaeda (thelaziosis nematode)
Lineage: Eukaryota; Metazoa; Nematoda; Chromadorea; Rhabditida; Thelaziidae
Source: the annotation of a GenBank genome assembly
UUUUAUUAUGAACGUCCAGGUGUUUUUACCGAAGCUCAGUUAAGAGAAUUACAAAAAGUUACAAUGGCUCGGAUAAUCUGUGAUAAUAGCGAUAAUUUUCAAUCUAUCUCUCAAGACGCCUUUUUAAUACCUCAAGAAAAAUUAACGCCUUGUUCGGCUAUACCAAAACUUGACCUUAUGCAAUGGCAGGAAUAA